Molecule: messenger RNA, 1714 nt
Organism: Cuculus canorus (common cuckoo)
Lineage: Eukaryota; Metazoa; Chordata; Aves; Cuculiformes; Cuculidae
Gene: UBE2A
Product: ubiquitin conjugating enzyme E2 A
Exons: 6
Coding region: 211-669 (152 amino acids)
Biological process (GO): protein polyubiquitination; DNA repair; proteasome-mediated ubiquitin-dependent protein catabolic process
Cellular component (GO): HULC complex
Molecular function (GO): ubiquitin conjugating enzyme activity
Source: RefSeq, a predicted model, not a curated record
CCCUCCGCUCCCCGUUGGUUCGUCCCGCCCGGCCGCCGCCGCAGGACUCGGUGCGGCCCAGCGUCCCCCCCCCGGCGCCUGCCGCAGUGGUAGAAGCCGCCAUCGCUCCCGUUCGCCGCCACCGCCUCGGUUGGAGCUCGCCGUCGCCGUCCCCGGGCGCCCCGUCCUCCCUCUGACAGUGUAUGAGUGAUCUAUAACCCUGAGUCCGCCAUGUCCACUCCGGCCCGUCGGCGCCUCAUGCGGGACUUCAAGAGGCUGCAGGAGGAUCCCCCGGCCGGCGUGAGCGGCGCCCCCUCCGAGAACAACAUCAUGGUCUGGAACGCCGUCAUCUUCGGGCCCGAAGGGACCCCGUUCGAGGACGGAACUUUCAAACUUACAAUAGAAUUCACAGAAGAAUAUCCGAAUAAGCCACCAACUGUUAGAUUUGUCUCUAAAAUGUUUCAUCCAAAUGUUUAUGCAGAUGGUAGUAUAUGUCUGGAUAUUCUUCAGAAUCGCUGGAGUCCUACUUAUGAUGUCUCCUCCAUCUUAACAUCCAUACAGUCUCUAUUGGAUGAGCCAAAUCCUAACAGUCCAGCAAACAGCCAGGCAGCUCAGCUAUACCAAGAGAAUAAGCGGGAAUAUGAAAAACGGGUUUCUGCAAUAGUAGAACAGAGCUGGCGUGACUGUUGACCCAGGAUGAUGCAAAUGAACACUCUGUUGAUGAGGAAAGUAAACAAAGUAUCCGAGUCAUCUUUUUCCUCCUAGCAUUUACUUUGAAAGCAGAAUAGCUGUUGUGCUGUUGCCACCCUCCCUCGCUGAAGCUUCUUCUCCUUGGACAUCAGAAAGCACCCACCUUGAAGUCAAGUGUUCUGUACUUGGGUUACUUGCGAAAGAGUUACUGAUGCUGAAUUCAUUUUCUGUGGUCCCUCUCCAGUCUUAGGGCAGUAUUGUGCAUUUCUGUAGUGUACACUAAGCUUUUAAUUGUAAUUGUGUUAUACACAGUGAUGCUUAUGUGUAGCUUGAUAAAAGGGAUGUUUAUAUACAUACACAUUUUUUAACUGAUAUUAACUAAAGUGCUGAUCUGUCCGGGCUGGUCAUUUACCUCUACUAUUGGUUUGGACCCCACUGCAUUUGUAAGUACUGAGUGAGGAAAUAAAUAACCUCUUGUUUCCCUUUUGUAUUGGUUUAUCAACUCCCUUACUCAUGGAAAAAACAACUCUUAAAUUGAUUCCAAUUCAAAAAAUCUAGUAGGAUGGGGGAGUGCUUGCUAUUUCUGCACUCCCCAGGCAAGAUUUAUGUACAGACAUACAUAAAAGAGUCUUGUUGUGGUACUUUGAUCUUUGCUUUGGGUGAGGAACAACCCCCUUUUCUUAUUUUAUUUUAUUUUGUUUUAAAGGACAUGCCUGCAGCGACUGUUUCAGUAAGUUUCUAUAGCCCUGUCACUGAGGCGUUCCUGGACAAAACCAGGUGGAGCUGUGGUACUCUGAGACCUUCUGCAUUAAGGAAGAGGUUAAAACUGAAGUGUUCCAGCUAGUGGAAUUAACUCCUUCAGUGUCUUUCUCCUGCCCUUUAUCUUUGGCUGAGAAAGAUAAGUUCUUGUGGCAAGUUUGAAUAACGGGGUAAGCACUUGAAUCCCUGCAGAUUCUGCUCUUUGUAGAUAACUGGUUUGUGCAAAGAGCUGCUGCACUCUGGAGUUAGUUUCAUAAAACUGAAGGGAAACUAUUUUUUCAACUCU